GUUUGUUUCUCGAAGGAAAUGUUUUCUUUCUAAGUUCAAAGCUGCAAAAUACGCAAAAUUUGUUCAAAAAAAUAAGAAAUAAGUUUUCUAGUGCGAUACAUCGGAGCAAUAAACUAUGAACAAACUAAAGCUCAACCAAAAGGACAAGGUAAAGAAAUUCAUAUCCCUCACACAUACCGGAGAACAGACGGCCAUCCGAUGCCUGCAGGAUAAUGAGUGGAAGCUCGAUCUGUCCUGUGACACCUACUUCCAAAACCCGGACCUGUACUACCGGGAGCUGGACAGGAAAAAGAUCGAGCAGCUGUUCAGCCUGUACCGCGAUCCGGCGGAUCCGAACAAAAUCAACUCGGACGGCGUAGAGCGCUUUCUGGAAGAUCUGCAUCUCAAUCCCGAGUCGAAGCUGGUGCUCAUCAUCGCCUGGCGGUUCAAGGCGGAGGCACAGUGCGAGUUUUCCCGCCAGGAGUUCAUCAGCGGGUUCUAUGACCUCGGCGUGGACAGCAUAGACAAACUGAAGGAGAAGCUUCCGCGGCUGGAGCAGGAGCUGAAGGAUCCGGGACGGUUUAAAGAUUUCUACCAGUUCACCUUCAACUACGCCAAAGAUCCUGGCCAAAAGGGAUUGGAUCUCGAGAUGGCCAUCGCGUACUGGAACAUUGUACUUAAGGAUCGGUUUAAGUUUCUCGAUCUUUGGUGCAAGUUUCUAGAGGAGAAUCACAAACGGUCAAUUCCGAAGGACACAUGGAACCUACUCCUCGAUUUCGCCACCUACAUCGACGACAGUAUGUCCAACUAUGACGCUGAAGGUGCCUGGCCGGUGCUGAUUGAUGAUUUUGUCGAGUGGUGUCUGAAGCAGAACAAGGUAACCCAUCCAUCCGUAAUCACGUCGACGACAGGCCACGGCCAUGGGGGCGGCUGCAGCACGACGCUGCCACAACAUCUGCCCUCCACCUCGGCUAUGAUGAGUAACGUCGGGCCGGGUGUUGCGACCGCCACAUCCACAUCGUCGACGAGCAACCCGUACGGUGGGAGCCGAUCGAGCCCGUACGGUCCGGCCGGUAGUACGGCCAAUAUGUACUACUAGGAAACAGCCAGACCCAUGCUAGUGUCUCUCUUUCUCGUUCUCUACUUCUCUCUUUGCAAUUUUUCCUGUGCUACGCAUCAGAAAGACUUCAUAAGUAGCUAUCAUCUGUCCACGAUGUAUGAAAUGCAACGUGAGUGAAAAUUCAAAUAAUAAUUAAAAGUUUUGGCCAUCCAUUGGAGAGCAGAUUGGAAUAGAAGAGAUACUCCGAAGCGUCGCUGCUUUCGCUAUCCUGCAAUAUCCCGUUAGUUUUACUUGCCCGUUUGUUUCUUUCCAAUAUAGUGUUCCCAACAUCCCCCUUUUUCUUCUACUGUUAACUGUCACGGCCGUGGAGAUCCAACGUGGUGACUCUUUCGUAGGGCAAACUCAGCCACUCGAACGGUAGUGGACUACGGCAGCAAGAAACGAUCCUCAACCCACGGAUGAGAUAUUAGCGAAAUUGAGUGAAUUUUGUAUUUUGAGCGCGCGUGUUUAGCUCUUGUUUUUGUUUUCAACAUCUGCAAGAAACUUUGUCAGUCGAACUUUUGUGUACCGUGUUAUGUUAUAUUGUUAUUUUUCGGUUCAUACUACGGCUCCCGUAGCCAUAUAAAAUCUCGAAGGUUUAGAAUAGAAAAACAAGAGAAACAUACAAGCUACAAGGGAAAGGAGAGAUGUGAACGUAUAAAAUAGCAUCAUUUUGAAAGUAAAUUAAGGCAAUAUCGUAAACUUGGUAAAAGCAAAAAGGGAAGUGUUGUGAGUGAACGGCAAAAUUCAACUAUGUGCAUCAACAAGAAUAUUAACCCUCUAGCAGAAGAAAAAAAAAACCAUUGCAAAACAGAAUGAAUCACACCAAUAAUUAAGUUACGAUUGUAAAUUUAAAGGAUUGUCUUGUUGUCUUAUUAUUUGUGUUUUUUCCGAACGCCGUUAAGGGUUACGAUAAGUAUAGUACUUUAAAAAAAGGCUCUAGUUUAAGA
This is a messenger RNA of Anopheles coustani, 2028 nucleotides long. RefSeq names its product DCN1-like protein 1 (gene SCCRO). Gene Ontology annotation, biological process: positive regulation of ubiquitin-protein transferase activity; protein neddylation. The record is from RefSeq and is a predicted model, not a curated record. Gene Ontology annotation, molecular function: ubiquitin conjugating enzyme binding; ubiquitin-like protein binding; cullin family protein binding. Gene Ontology annotation, cellular component: ubiquitin ligase complex. NCBI's taxonomy places the organism in Eukaryota, Metazoa, Arthropoda, Insecta, Diptera, Culicidae. Bases 116 to 1078 code for a protein of 320 amino acids. The transcript is spliced from 3 exons.